CAAACAAGAGCGGCGAAUUCUUUGGCUAUGCUCGGUAAUACCUUUGGAGCCCUCUACCAUGACGCCUAUCCUUGUUAUUUUCAUUCUUGAGGCGAGUUCUGCGAGUGUUACAUCCGUGACGCUGACUAUGACCUACAUUUGGGAUCUUCGUGUGUCUAUAGAAUGCUAGACCACAUCUCCACAGAGAAUGAGCGCGCAAUUACAACAGGCAGAGAGAACGAGAUAUGGCAGCCAGCGACGGAAGAUCUUCCAUUGUCGCCUGAGAUGAAGGCUGCCAUGCUGGCGGAGAUCGAGCAGGCAGCCAAAGAGGGUCGACAGAUCACAAACGAGGAAGCAGCGGUCAUUGCCCGCAACUCGACGACCACAAAGUCCUGGGGAAUUCGAUUUCCUAUUCAGUGGAUGCACGUUCAUAAGGUCCCGUUCUCAAAGACGACGCACAUGUUGAACCCGCUGUACGAGAAUAGAGAGAUCAAAGUUUCGAAGGAUGGGACGGAAGUCGACCCAGCCAUUGGGGAGCGGCUUUUGGAACUGUUCAAGAAACCAAAUUGCAGCAACCGACGGGGACGGAGUAGCGUGAGCGGACAGGGUAGCAGGUCUGACUCCGAUGGUAGCCGCCGAUCCAGUGUGGCAGAAGAAUUAUCGUCGCUUGCACCUCCGCAGUCUCAUAGAAGCGCAUCAUCACGACGGUCUAGUAUCAUGAGCACCCGAUCGGCGGGAUCCGGAGGCGGUGACAGACGCACAUCCAUCGAUCCAUCGCGGGCACCGGGCUCCAGCUACAAAAACACGCAUUCGUCUAUGCAUAUGACGAACAGAGGUCAUUUCAGUGGCGACGUAAAUCAGCCGUAUUCAGGUGCAGGUGGCUAUCGGGGCUCCCCUAGACAUGGUCACUUUGGAUCACACAGCAGCCAUGGAUCAAACACCUCACAGGGACCGUUCGCGGCGGAUCAGUAUCCGGAUCAGCAAAGAUCAGGCUGGGGCAACAAACCAAACUACAGAGGUGGUGGUCCUGGUGGCUACGGUACUUCAUCCAUGAGUGGCGCAGGAAUGCAAGGAGGCUUUUACCAGCAGGAUCACUCGCCAAAUCAUCGCAAGGGCGGCUCUGGAGGUCCCGGCGGAAAGUACGGCUCGUCAUACCACCCAUCGUCUCAACACGGUGGAUAUGAGAACCCGCCCUUUCACUUACCACAUGCACCUCGGCGUCAUACAGGACUUCAGCACCAUUCCUAUCCUGGUUCAUACCGGCCUAAUAUGUCUUCGCCUGCUGCUGAUCCGUCUCUGGGCGGAAACUCUGGAUAUAAACAUGAUGUAGGAGGCGCGCCGCCAGGAUCGGGUGGCCCUGCAGGUCAACAGGAUCAAAGCUAUUCUGGCAGAUCGAGAGGUGGACCUAUCCCGCCGGGUGCACACAUUCCACCGAAUCAACUCGGAGGACAGCCCAUUUUGACUCAUCCAGGCGUAUACAAUGGACAAGGGCCACCUGUGGGAUAUCCUGCGCCAUUUCCUCCUCCAGGAUAUCCGAUGAUGCCACCCUACAUGGGAUACCCGUAUGUUCCUGGUCCCAAUCCAUUUAUACAUGGUACAAUUGCGUGGCAUCCGGGACAAGGGCCCCCCAUGCCUGCGGGCAUGAUCUCUGGCGCAGGAAUGGUGACCGGUCAUCCGACAUCAAUGCCUAUGAUCCCUGGAGCAGGGGGCGAAGGAGGACAUGGCAUGGAAGGCAUGGUGCCAUUAUUUGGAUACGAUGGCGUUGCGUAUGGGUAUGUACCAGCUGAAGAGGCAUACCAUCAGUCGAUGACUGGGUAUGGCUACAUGUCUCACGAUCCUCAUGCUUCUGAGCAAGCAGAUGUGGAGGCGCACAUAAACAGCGAUGAAGAAUUGACAGGAACAGGUAGUAAGGGGAAUGACCAGGGAGCGGACGAUGCUGGCGUCACAACGGAGAAUGUCGAGGAAGGUUCUGAGAGCCAUGAUCAGAGGGGACGCCAGGCCCAGUCGCAAUCAUUUACAGACUCUGCCAAACAUGAUACAGAAGAUCGGCAGCAAGACUAUGCCUCAACGUCAGCAGCCUCCGACCAAGCAACAAGUGGUGCAGGGGAUGAUGUCGUCGGAAAAGAGGAACGAUGACACAUAACACCCGUUUGAGAGCUAGAAGCAGAGAGAGUCGCAAGCUUGAUGCAGCUGCAGGGGAGGGAUUGAGAUGAGGUAUUGACGACUUGUCAGUAGAGAGACGAGCACAAAGAGAUGAAAUGAAUGAAGAGAAUGAAGAACUUUCUUUUUCUUUUAAUACUCUGCCGAUGACUAUACUAUGUGUGCUAAAUAUUGAU
Gamsiella multidivaricata is the source of this 2315-nucleotide messenger RNA. Its product is annotated as YT521-B-like domain-containing protein. Lineage: Eukaryota; Fungi; Mortierellomycota; Mortierellomycetes; Mortierellales; Mortierellaceae. The record is from RefSeq and is a predicted model, not a curated record. Gene Ontology annotation, cellular component: nucleoplasm. Gene Ontology annotation, molecular function: mRNA binding; N6-methyladenosine-containing RNA reader activity. Bases 163 to 2115 code for a protein of 650 amino acids. Gene Ontology annotation, biological process: mRNA splicing, via spliceosome; regulation of alternative mRNA splicing, via spliceosome. The transcript has 3 exons.